Messenger RNA from Drosophila nasuta, 2401 nucleotides. RefSeq names its product Hormone-receptor-like in 78 (gene Hr78). Lineage: Eukaryota; Metazoa; Arthropoda; Insecta; Diptera; Drosophilidae. Gene Ontology annotation, biological process: regulation of DNA-templated transcription. The record is from RefSeq and is a predicted model, not a curated record. Gene Ontology annotation, molecular function: DNA-binding transcription factor activity; sequence-specific DNA binding; zinc ion binding. The transcript has 4 exons. The coding region runs from base 384 to 2333 and encodes 649 amino acids.
AGCGCAUUUAACGAAAAAAAAAGGCUGAAACUUUUUGCUGCUGCUCAAAAAAAAGCUCAUUUUAAAUGGCUUUGUAUAUUUUAAAAUAGACAUAGUUAAAGGUGAAAGUGUUAAGUUAGCAUAACUAGUGUUGUUAUAUGAUGAAGAAAAGAAUGUUUUUGAAACAUUCAUAAGGCGUUUUUAGCUCGAGCUUCUCAUAAGAGCAGCACACGUACUCACACGCAACACACACGCACACAUACAGAGAGCAGACACUCACACACACGCCGCGGUCAACGCAAAACAAGUUCUAAUAAGAAAAGCAAAGCACACGACGACAACGGCGAACACAAAGCAAAGAGAAGCAACAGCUUGCUUUGGCGUGCAGUUUCCACUUGGACUUCAUGAUGGGCACCAGCAGCGGCAUUAAAACCGAAGAACCUCGAGCAUUGGGCCUGAAUCACUCAAGCGGCAGCAGUAGCAGCAAUAACAACAGCACUGCAGCUGCUGUGGCGGCCGCAGUGGCAGCAGGAAAUGCAGCAAGUUCAGCGGCCGCUGCCGCCUCCCUCUCGUCCGUAGAGUUGUGUCUAGUGUGCGGAGAUCGGGCGUCGGGUCGCCACUAUGGUGCCAUUAGCUGUGAGGGCUGCAAGGGAUUCUUCAAGCGCUCGAUACGCAAGCAGCUGGGCUAUCAAUGUCGCGGGGCCAUGAACUGUGAGGUGACCAAACACCAUCGCAACAGGUGUCAAUUCUGUCGGCUGCAAAAGUGUUUGGCCAGCGGCAUGCGAAGUGAUUCCGUGCAGCACGAACGAAAACCGAUUGUGGAUCGCAAAGACGGACUGGCUUCCAGCUCCAGCAGUGGUGGCAUCUCUGCCUCUGGAUCCACUGCAACAGGUGGCAGCUCUAGCGGUUCCGUGGCCAACAAAUCCAGUUACCAACAAGUGCGAGUGAAGCAGCAACAACAGCAGCAACAACAACAACAUGCAUCAUCUGUGGCAGCUGCGGCAGCGAGCGCUGCGCUGUUUCAGCAUGCGGCCACGCCCCCCGUGUCAAGCACAGCCACCUCGACGCCCUUUGGCCUCAACGAGAAUCUAUUCCCCAUGGGCCUGAACUUUGCCGAGCUCACACAGACGCUGAUGCUCGCUUCACAACAACAGCAACAGCAGCAGCAACAAGCUGCCAGCAGCAAUGCUCCCAGUCACUGCUAUUCACCCGAGUUGGCCAAGCCGGAACUCGACGAGGAUGACGAUGAUUCCAUGGACAAUAGCAGCACACUUUGCCUGCAACUGUUGGCCAACAGCGCCAGCAAUAAUAACUCACAGCACUUGAAUUUCAAUGCGGCUGCAGCCGCCGCAGCAGCAGCAAACGUUGAUGCCACCAGCACAUUACCCACACCAGCCACUGUGGGAUUGAUUCAGAGCACGCUGGAUAAGCGGGCGAUUGACAAGGCGCUGCAAUUGUUGCAACCUAUACAACAGCAGCUGGAUCGCAGCCAGAGCAGUCAGAACACAGCAGCUGGACUCAGCAUUAAACCCGAAUGCGAAUCGGAUGCCGAGGACAGCGGCACAGAGGAUGUGGAUGCUGAUCUGGUGGAGCACAUGGAUCUGGACUUUGACUAUUGCAAUCGUGGGGAUUUUGUGGCCAACGAAGCCAUCUUUGAGCAGGAACUGUUCCCAUCGGAGGCACAAUGCGCCUUCCAUGUGCAACCACCUACUUUGGUGCACUCCUAUCUGAAUAUGCACUAUGUGUGCGAGACGGGAGCCAGGAUCAUCUUCUUGACUGUGCACACCUUGAGGAAAGUGCCCGCCUUUGAGCUGCUCGAUGCUCACACACAGAUGAAGCUGCUUCGCGGCUCUUGGCCAGCAUUGCUGGCUGUGGCAUUGGCUCAAUGCCAACGCCAAUUGGCUGUCUCGACCAUCAUUGGCCAGCUGGUGCAUAGUGUGCGUCAGGUGGCGGAUAUCGAUAAGAUUGAACCACAAAAGAUUGCGAAGCUGGCGCAGAUUACGCGCACCAUUCACGACUUUGUGCAGGAGUUACAGUCGCAGGACGUGACCGACUUGGAGUUUGGCCUUUUGCGUCUCGUGUUGCUCUUCAAUCCGCUGCUGCUGCAGCCGAAUCGUCGAGAGCGCUCACUGCGUGCCUAUGUGAAGCGUGUGCAGCUUUAUGCGUUGGCCACUUUGCGUCGCCAGAGUGGAGGAGAGGAGCGUGCAAAUGGUUUGUUUGCUAGUCUGUUGCCGUUGAGCGGCUUGGAGUCGGAGCUAACCGAAGAGCUGUUCUUUGCCAAUCUUGUGGGGCAAAUGCAAAUUGAUUCUAUGAUUCCCUUCAUUCUGAUGAUGUGCAACAGCAACGGGCUGUAAGGCGAAAGAUGGCACUAAAAAAAAAGCAAGACUGAUUGGGCAGCAUUCUUACCGAAGGCGAAGGGCGG